This is a messenger RNA of Mizuhopecten yessoensis (Yesso scallop), 1236 nucleotides long. RefSeq names its product ABC transporter G family member 21-like. NCBI's taxonomy places the organism in Eukaryota, Metazoa, Mollusca, Bivalvia, Pectinida, Pectinidae. The transcript is spliced from 11 exons. Gene Ontology annotation, molecular function: ABC-type transporter activity; ATP binding; ATP hydrolysis activity. The record is from RefSeq and is a predicted model, not a curated record. Gene Ontology annotation, cellular component: plasma membrane. Bases 1 to 1236 code for a protein of 411 amino acids.
AUGCCGAAAAAAGUGGGAGUAAUUGGAGACAUUUUCACUCGUGGUUUAUCAGGCGGAGAGAAGAAGAGGGCUAGCAUCGCGUGUGAACUUCUCCGAGACCCAGAUAUACUCCUGGUAGACGAACCGACUUCCGGUUUAGACUCCAGCACUGCACACAAACUGAUGAUACAGCUGAAGAACUACGCCACAGAGUAUGACAAGACGAUAGUGACCACGAUACACCAGCCCUCCAGCCAAGUCUUUCAUAUGUUCUCCACCUUACUGCUCCUAGUGGAAGGACAGGUUGUUUACUUAGGCUCUGCGAGUUCUGCGCUUGACUAUUUGACAAUUUUAGAAAUACCAUUUGAGGACGAAUACAACCCAGCCGAUAUACUGUUGGAUGCUGUGACGUCACACAGUGACACAAUCAAUAUCAUAAAACAAGGAGGCUUAGAAAAAAGAUACAACACCACUCGUCAACCUUCCCAAUGUCGAAAGCUUCAAGGCGUGGACACUCAUAGUAAUGAUAAUACAGGCAUGUCUGGAUCGGCUGUUGUGGAGAUUGUCGCUGAUGAACAGGAGACAACUCAUCGAUGGCCCUCGUCAUUCUGGAUUCAGCUAGCAGUUCUAAACUGGAGAUCUUUCAAACAAGCGAAAGGGAACAUUACCUUGCUUGAUGUUGCUGUUCCAGUUGUUUUGGCUGUCACCGUGUCACUUAUUUUCUUCCGCAUUGGGAACAUAGAAACGUCUGCUCGAGACAAAUUCGGUUUGGUUUUCUUCACAUUUGUUUUCAUGGGAUAUGAGAUCUCCUUAGCAACAGUUAGAGGCUUGGAUGCUGAGAGAGGCGUGGUGAAUAAGGAAAGGACCGCGGGUAUCUACAGACUGUCGGCCUACUAUCUGUCUAAGAUGAUCAGUGAGAUACCAGUGGUGUUGAUCAACCCAGUCGUGAUGGUUACCAUUCUUUACUGGGUUGCUGGCCUGGGUGGGGUGGAUGGUUACGUCGUUUACCUCAGUAUCGGGAUACUUUACAACCUACUGAUGCAGAGUGUUGCCCUUGUCAUUGGAUUAUUCAGUGCUGACCUCCGGUUUAAUAUGGUGAUCGUAUUUAUGUGUCUGGAUGCGGGUCUUACCUUAGGAGGAGUAUAUUCUGUUAAUCCCCCGGAGUGGUUAUGGUGGGGAAAAUAUCUGGCCUUUUCCCACUACCCCUCCGCCGCUACACUGACGUACCUAAUGGCGGACAUGCUCCCUGUGUGGUAG